GACCCAAAAAUUAGACACGCGCAUGGUUUAAAAAAAUCUGAACAUUUAUUCGUAGCAUCUUACGAGAUAACUCGGAAAGAUUUCAGGUGAAAAUAUUGACAAGAAUAGUUAAAAUGACUCACAUUUGUUCUAAACCUAUACUUAUUGGACCAUCAAUUUUGAAUGCGGAUUUGUCCAAACUAGCUGUUGUUUGUGAUCAUCUACUUAACUCUGGCGCUGAUUACCUACACCUCGAUGUCAUGGAUGGACAUUUCGUACCCAAUAUCACAUUUGGGCACCCUGUUGUAGCGUCUUUGAAAAAACACCUUCCAUCCAAGGCGUUUUUAGAUCUUCACAUGAUGGUUUCUAAUCCCGAAAAGUGGGUUGAAAAUAUGAAAGCUGCUGGAGCAAGCCAAUACACUUUUCACUUAGAAUCAACUGGAAAUGCUAUGCAUUGUAUUCACAAAAUACGUGAAGCUGACAUGAAAGUUGGUCUUGGUAUAAAACCAAAAACACCAGUCACCGAAGUAUUACCUUAUGUUGACUCCGUUGAUAUGAUUUUAAUUAUGACUGUCGAACCCGGUUUUGGUGGGCAAAAUUUAUGGCAGAUAUGUUACCAAAGGUUAAGUAUCUUCGUGAAAGGUAUGCAAAUGUGGAUAUUGAAGUUGAUGGUGGUGUCACCCUGAAGAACGUUCGAGAUUGCGUCGAAGAAGCUUUGAUGAUUCCGAAUCCAUGAAAUUCUUACCCUGUAAGUGUUGUGAAAUGCGGUGUCCGAAAUCUGAUACUGAUACGUGGUAUACUACGCUCUUCUAUUUACCAUCGAGUAACAUUUUGCUACUUCUGAUUGGCUCUACAUAUUAAUGAGUGCUUUCCAUGCAUUUUUAAACAACAUCAGUGCAACUCCUUGUGUAUGUGCAGCAGUUACUUCUCCAUGACCAGAGUACAGAAGUACCUCUCUUGAAGCUAGUCUUUUCGCUACAACUUGUGUCCAAUGAGUUUCACUUAUUGCGAGCACCGCCAGGUUGUAUCUCUUCAUUUCUGGAGUUACAUGGUUUUCCCGGUCUCCCAUAUGUGCGGAAAUUCUAUGUGUCCACGUUAAUUGUUGUUCUGGUCGUCAGGAGGGGCAUCAGUCUCGUGACUUUCGAAGAAUUUGGGGUUUCACCGUGAGGUAUCAUCACUCCUGAAUGAAAAUCUUUUAACUUCCAGGGCAGAGUUUAAAUGAAUUUUUCUGGUUAGCGUUUUUUAGCAAGUUUGGUUUCAACGAUAUAGGGUUGCCGACCGCAUUCCCAACCCUCCUUGGGUCCUCAGUAGCCCUAGAAGGGCUGUAUGAGGGGUUGUUUAAGUGGUCACUGAACGAAUUCACUAAGAGCUUUUAUCGAUGACUGUUGCAAUAAAUUUCGCACUGAUUGAAGUUGGUCACAGUCUUUUUGUUUUGAUUUUUCGAUGUGUUAGAUCCGUAUUUCAAACAGUCUUACAUCCAAGGACGGAAAUACGUGCAAUAAGAUGUGACAAUUUGAGGAAAAACCUUCUCUAACCUCUUCCCUUCGUUGUGAAAAAACAGUAACUCUGUAGAUACUGGUUAUCUGAAAAAAUAUCUUACUGCCGUUACACUCCUGUACAGUCAGCAGUACAGCUUCACUCUCCGAUCUGGCUACUUUUACUCUUACCGUUCUUCAACCAAUCUGCUUAGGAUGAGUGGAUUACAGGAGCAAUUAAUCCACCCAAUAUAACGCUAUCGGUUCAUCACUAUAAGCAAGCCAGAUCACCACGUCAAUGUACCAGCCAAAAUCACCGACCGUUGUUGCUACCUUGACG
Molecule: messenger RNA, 1794 nt
Organism: Schistosoma mattheei
Lineage: Eukaryota; Metazoa; Platyhelminthes; Trematoda; Strigeidida; Schistosomatidae
Source: the annotation of a GenBank genome assembly